AUGUACGAUUCGAGAAGAUCGUGCUGCGGAUUCAACGUAGCGAGGAAUUGUUUUGGUGGCGUAGCUCUCCUCGUCGGGGUGCCGCUGUUGGUGAUUGUGCAUAUGAAGACGGUUGUCUUGACGGCCUUCUUUGUUGAACGUCGCGCCGACUCUCGUCUUGUGGCAGAGAUUUUGCUGGAAUGGCUCUUUUGCAUUCUGGUGGAAGCCUGCCUCUUUCUUCUUCUCGUCGCCGACCCCGGUUUCAUUGGCGAACCCACAGAGCUGAGCUGCCGGUGUGCAAACUGCAAAAUGGAAGUGGAGGACUUCGAUCAUCAUUGUGGUGUAUUGGGGGCUUGCAUUGGAAGAGGAAACAUGUGCUAUUUUAUUCUGUUUCUGUUGUUUGCCUCUCUUCUGUGCCUUCUCGGCGGCCUGGAAAACGUUGUGUACAUAGUGCUCUUCGCUGCCGCCCACAAGAAGAGAAACGCAAACUCUUCCUGGACCUCAUUUAGUGCAUGGAGGACAGCCCUCACGGAUGGUGCAGAUGUGAUCCAUGUUGCGUGCCUCGUCCUCCUCAGCUUUGUGGCCGUGUACGGUGGAGCUGUGUGCAUCUUUCUGUGUCUGCGCUACACCUACCUUGGUUAUCGAGGACAGAGUUCUGUGCGUCGUCGACGUCGAGAGAGCCUGCGCGGGUCACUCGCUCUCGUGUUUGCCAACGUACUCAACCCACAGUUUUCCCACAAGUAUACACACCCUCCAAUUUAUGCUGCGGAAGAGAUGGCAAAAAAUACAGUAUGA
Leptomonas pyrrhocoris is the source of this 774-nucleotide messenger RNA. RefSeq lists its product as hypothetical. Bases 1 to 774 code for a protein of 257 amino acids. The record is from RefSeq and is a predicted model, not a curated record. The transcript has a single exon. Gene Ontology annotation, biological process: peptidyl-L-cysteine S-palmitoylation; protein targeting to membrane. Gene Ontology annotation, molecular function: protein-cysteine S-palmitoyltransferase activity. Gene Ontology annotation, cellular component: endoplasmic reticulum; Golgi apparatus. Lineage: Eukaryota; Euglenozoa; Kinetoplastea; Trypanosomatida; Trypanosomatidae.